GCCAAUCACUGAUCUGUUUUGGAAACACUUCAACACCACCUAAACUAAGCCUUCCAUUUGAACAGGAGGACAACAACAGUGGAAGGACAAAAAGUAGCUGUAGCACAAUGAUCGCAAGACUGGUUGCAAUGAUUGUUCUCAGUGUGGCACCUCUUACUCAUACUCUUGAGGCUUCCCACCAGAUCUCCUUAACUCUGGUAGAUGUCGGUGAUAAUGUUACAUUUGAUUGCAAUACCUCUGAUAAAGACCUUAAAUUUGUUUACUGGUAUAAACAGUCACUUGGAUAUAUGGUUGAAUCAGUGGCUAGUGUAGUUGUUGGUCAACCAAGAAUAAGUGAAAAAUUUAAAGGCUCUCGCUUUGCAGUGAGAGUGGAGGGGUCUCGUUAUAUUCUCACAAUCUCUGAUGUCAAGAAAGAGGAUGAAGCAACAUAUUUAUGCCACACUGGAACAUCAUAUUCACAGAAGUUCAUCUAUGCCACAUUCUUAGCUGUGACAGAUCAUAAACAUCAAAAGUCUCUCUACUUGGAACAACAUCCAGAUACUGAAUUGGUUCAGCAGGAAGAGACUGUAAUUCUUCAGUGUUCACUUCUCUCCAAAAACAAAGGAAAAGUCAGUUGCCAAACUAAACCCAGUGUGUUCUGGUUCAGAGAUGAAUCACAACAAUUCCAUCCAGGCAUCAUUUACACUCAGAGGAACAUCAGCGAUGAAGAUUUGGAAAGAAGUUGUUCCUACAGUUUAUAUGUCCGAGACUCAUCUGAUGCUGAAAUUUACUACAGUGCUCUGGUCACAUGUGGAUCCAUCCUUUUUGAUAAAAGACCCAAUGUGAAGGAAGGACAAGAAGUUAAUGGCCUUGUCAUUGCACUUGGGGGACUGCUGACCUGCUGUGUUAUUGUUGUCAUCCUGCUAAUUUUCUACAUUAAACAGCAAAAAAAAUAUGAACAAAGCAAAGGUCAAAUUGGUGGUUACAGUCUAGAAGAGGAUGACAAACCAGCAGGUGUUGAGUCAAGAAACUGGGAUGAUGAGGCAAAUUACGCACCAGUGCAAACCAGGACUAGGAGGGCUAAUGAGAAGAGAGAGCUGCCGCAAGAAUGUGUUUACUCUGAUGUCAGAUCACAUGAUCACCAAAAUCACCUUUCUUCAUUCUAAGUAUUACAUCACUCUUAUGUCUUGUUGAGAAAAUGUUCACAAGAUAAAUGUCACAGACAAAUCAUGAUUGUAUGAAUAGGUUCAAAAGUUAAUGUGUAACACAAGGGAUUUAACCUUUUGCUGUAGUUGGAUGUUUUUAAUUAAACACACAUUUUAUUUUUCCUAUUACCAUUGCUGCUUCUGUAUUUUGUAACUUUAAUUAAAACAAUAGCUGUUCUACAUUCUAUUAGAUCACACUAAGUAAUUUAUUUGCACAAAAAUCAACAGAAAUGUACAAAAUUGUAAAUUAUGCUGACAAGUUGUUAAAGGAUAAAAAAAGAAUAAAUCAUUGCAACUGAU
Messenger RNA from Fundulus heteroclitus (mummichog), 1484 nucleotides. RefSeq lists its product as uncharacterized. The record is from RefSeq and is a predicted model, not a curated record. The transcript is spliced from 6 exons. Gene Ontology annotation, biological process: response to bacterium. NCBI's taxonomy places the organism in Eukaryota, Metazoa, Chordata, Actinopteri, Cyprinodontiformes, Fundulidae. Bases 108 to 1145 code for a protein of 345 amino acids.